UAUCAAACCAUACUGUGCACAGUUUACUAUAAAACAAUUUGAUGGAUCACGCCAUAGACAACAACUAAAAAUAAAAUACUAUCUGACUACCGGCUAUCUAUUGGUUUUCCCACUAUUCGCCGCCGUAACACUGCCCAGUUAUUUUUGUGUUUGUCAAUGUAUUUAGUUUUUUUGUUUGACUUAAUUCGCCGCAUCACUUUAGUUUAGUUUGUGUACCGUUGUAAACGUACCUUAGCUCUCUAUGCCUUGAUAGAUGGAUGGAUCAAACCAUCUAUAAAUAAGAUUGUACCUUUAUCUCUCCCAAAACACAAAUACCUAACCUAUACCCGGACCCGUACUAAACAUAUCACCGUGAAGUGUUUUGCUUUUUUAUCACUGAUGUGCCGUUAUCGGGUUUCUUCCAUGUUUGUUAUUUUGUUGGUACCGUUUUUUAAUUUGAAAUUUUAAACUUCUACUUGUUCGACGCACUAACCUGACGAGUGAUUUUUUCGAUUCGAUUCGAUUCCAUUCCAUUCGAUUUGAUUAUAUUUAUUUUGGGUUUUAUCUAUGAAAAGUUAACAACAACAACAACAAAAAUACUUAUAGAUAAGAAUAUACAGUGUCAUAACUUGAACAUUAAAACCACGACUACCUGUCAAAAAAUCUAAAAAAGAAAAUUAAAGAAAAAAAAAAUUGAUCGACAGGAUCGUGUGUGAUGAUUGUUGGAUUGAUUCGUCGAUUUCGAUUCUAGUUGUGGAUAAGGUGCGCUUGGUGAAAGAUACAAAUAUUUAUACAAUGCGGAUUGUUUGUUGAUUUCUUGGUUGAUUAUUUAAUUUAUGACCAAAGGAUGUUUUUUUAAUAAUAUUGUUGAUUUCUUUUAUGUGAUUGAUUGUAAAAUAAAUCGAGUGGAUUAUAAUAAAAUCGAUAAAAAAGAAAAACCAUGAACUAAAAACGAGAGUAACAGUUGGAUAAAAUUUCGUUAACCAAAAUAUCCUUAAAGAUAUCAUCUAAAUGAUAGUGAAGACAUAAGAAUCAUAAACAGUGACAAAAAUAAUAAUAGAAAAUAAAAAUUAAAACAUUAUUUUAACAAAAAACACAUUUUAGUGUUUUUUGUUUAUUUAAAACAAAAAAAAACACAAAAACAAAAAAAAUAUUUUUCGUGUUACAAGUGGUUUAUAAAUAAAACCUUCAAAAUUAUUCUCGAAAUGGAUAUGACUUCAACAGCGGAAGCUGCUCGCAGUUGGUACGAGAGUCCGCGACUUGGUGGUUCACCAAAUGUCAAUGGACUAGGGGUAGGUGGUAGUGGACAUCAGGGUUUAUCGAGUGGUACAUCGGGUGGCCUUGACGCAUCUGAUAUGGGAGCAUUUUAUGCAUUAGAAAGUAGCGGACAUCAUAGAAGAUAUUAUUCAACUGGCUACCAUCCAACACAUGCUUCACGAAUGCCAUCGUCACAUACAUCGCCUCAGGUAUGCCGACCACACUUUCAUCCGCCCUUAAGUUCAUGGUUAACCAGCGAUCAUAAAUCAUUUCCGCCUGGCAGUCCGUGGGGUAGUCCGUUUGCAUGUCCACAGGAUCCGCAGGAUAAAAUUGGCGGCCAAAUACAAAGCCAUCAAACGGGCCAGCAUUCAUUUCCAUUCCCUCCAACACCGCCAAAGGACUCUACGCCCGAUUCAGUACAAACAGGCCCAUCCGAAUAUCAGGCUGCUGUGAAUGCAUUCAUGCAUCAAGCACAAGCAUCAACUACCUCACUUAACGAUACAAGUUGCGCAUUGGAUAUCAAACCAACGAUACCAAACGGUAAUGUCGGAGUUGGUGGCGGAGGCGGCAUCGGUGGAGUAUCAAAUCAAGUUCCUGCGCCCAAACAACGCGAAGGUACGAAUGCGGGUAACAGUAAUAGCAAUAACAACAACAAUACCAGCAGCAAUAAUCACAAUACGCAUGGGGCUAGCAAUAAUAAUAAUAACAACAACAAUAAUAAUAAUAAUAAUCAUUCAACAAGUAAUAAUAACAAUAAUAAUAAUUCAGCAUUAAAUGGUGGUGCAAGCAGUUUAUUUGAUAGUACACAAGCUGCAUAUGGGGUAGGUGGCGGCGGUGUAGGUGUAGGAGGCAGUGUUGGUUAUGAACCUAGUUAUGCUGCAGCAUAUCACCAUCACCAUCAUCACCACUCUCAUCAUCAGGCAGCAACGGCUGGAAUGUUUCAAACAGCAGCCAGGCAAGCGGGUAUGAGCAGCCAAGAUGUGAAACCACAAAGGACGAAGCCACGCACAAGUGCCGAAGGACGAGAAUGUGUAAAUUGUGGCGCCACAUCAACGCCAUUAUGGCGAAGAGACGGAACCGGACAUUAUCUAUGUAAUGCAUGUGGAUUGUAUUAUAAAAUGAAUGGACAAAAUCGACCACUGAUAAAGCCAAAGCGAAGACUGACUUUGCAGUCAUUGCAGAGCGCGGCCAAGCGAGCGGGGACAUCAUGUGCGAAUUGCAAAACCACAACAACAACCCUUUGGCGGCGGAACGCCAGUGGUGAACCAGUAUGCAAUGCCUGCGGUCUUUAUUAUAAACUUCACAAUGUUAAUCGUCCUCUGACAAUGAAGAAGGAGGGUAUACAAACGAGAAAUCGAAAGCUGUCUUCGAAGUCAAAGAAAAAGAAGGGGCUUGGCGGUGCAUGCCUUCCUAUUGGUAGUCAUUUGGGUAUGAGCGAUUUAAUGAAACCAUUGGAUUCUAAAGGCUUUGGAGGUGGUUUCUCAACGUCUAUGGGACAACAUGGACACUUAUCAGGAGGUUUGCAUCCAGCUCAUGCUCAUAUGCACGGAGGAUGGUAUGCCAGUGGAAUGGGUGCAUUGAGUGCCUCAAGCGGACUACAAGGAGGUUUCUCAACAGCCGGUUCAUUAGGAGGAGGUGUUGUACCUCAUUCCCAGUCAUACCACUUAGGACUUAGCUCCAUGGGCACAUGGAGGCCUGACUACACGUGAUGGAGCGGGAAUAAUUUGAACAGCAAUAUUUUUAAUUAAAAGUUACUUCAAAUGCAACUUAGACCGAUUUACAAUUAAAAACACACACAGAAACAGAAAACACCACAAAAUAUUGAUUUUUAUUUUUGUCACCAAAACUUCUUAACACAUUAGGAUGAGUUUAUACCACCAACUUUAUAAUAUCUACAACUGGGACUUAUAACUGACUUCAUAUCCUUGCAAGCAUAUAAAUGAUUUAUAUGACCUCUUUUUCUAUAAAUAUGUAUAUAUGUACCUCCACCCUACACACCCUAUACCCUAUACCCGUUAUCAUUGUAAAAAGUCAGCCAGGUGAAUUUAUGAGCUUGGACAUAUUUUACAUAUUUACAUCAUUCAGCACAGAAGUCACCAUGCCACAAAAUCAUGCAAUUAGUGGUCGCGCCACCGAACAAAACACAACCACAGUGUGAAUACGAAUAAGGAGACUACUGUUACCCCUUUACUUUUUAACAUCCUUCGAGCUAUACACAGUACACUUACAAUACAACCCUCUAAGGAAAAUAAAAGAAAUGGGUGGUUUUAAUGGAGUGCGUGGAGGAAGGGAGCAGGGGGAGGGGGUGGUUUAUAAAGGGGUUGUUGAAUGUGUGACGGGGGAGAGAAUCAGGAACCCAGUGCGAUUUAACUUUGAUUUAUACAGGCGUAACCUUAAUUUAUUUUAGUAAUGAAUUUGAGCUACGAAUUACAUAAAUUGCGUGCAAUUCCUAUUAUUUAAGGACCUUACACAUUAUUUACAUUUUAUUUUAUAAUUCUUUUAUUUUUGUUUGUAAAAAGAACAUAAUUUUUGUUUAACUAAGUUUAUUUUUUUAAGUAGCAGAAAUUGUAUUAAGUUAAACCGCUUUUCUAUAAUUUAUAGAUAGCUAAGGUAAAAAGUUGCAUACCUAAAUUUUUGGUUAAAAUUUGACCGAAAUGGGGCGGAAAAUAUUACAUAUAUAAAAAAAUUAAAUAUGUAUAGAAAUACACCACAAAUCUGCCAUAACUGUACAGUGUAAUGAUAUAAUAUAGAAUAAAAUGUAGUUAAAAAUUGAUUUUAUUUUUUAUUUAAAAAAAAAAAAAAACAAAAUUUAUAUCUUGUGUAUAGUUAGUAAUAAAAUUAGAACUAAAUUUUUGUCACAGAAAAUAUAAAAUAAUUAAAGAAAACAUUUUGUAUAUAUUUAAAAAUAUUAUAAAUAUAACAAAUAAAUGCACACAUUUUAAUGUGGAAUGUGGAAUCAUGUGUGGAAAUGGAAAGGACAUUGAGGGAAAAAGUUAUGUGUUAAAAAAUCAAAUUACAAUCGUCCUUUUUUGCAGCCAAUUUAUCAUUAAAAAAAUAUGUAAAUUUUUCCUCUUUGCAAAAAUUUAAAUAUUUAUAAAAAAUGUAAACUAAAAAUAAAACAAAAAAAAAACAUACCGUGAUAAUAUUAAAAAAAAAAAUAAAAAUAAAAUGAGAGAGAAUUUAUCAAAAAUAUAUAUAUUGUGUUUGUACAGAGUUAGUCAUCAAGCGAUAUAGGUAGGGUACCCACACAAGGUCAAAGAGAAUGGAAGUUUAAAAUAGUUAAAAAAUAAUUUAAUACAAAAAAAAAACAAAAAAAUAUACUGAUAUAUUUAAAAUACUAAAAUUAAGAUUAAUUUAAAUAAAAUAUGGAAAAACAUAGCAAAAAGAAAAAAAAAACAAUUGUAAAUGUAAAAAAAAAACAAAAUAUGUCUUGAUGUGUUAAUAUUAGUAUUAUUACAUUAUUAUUAUAAAUAUUGUAUUAUUAUUCUUAUUAUUGCUAUUAAAAAACAAAAACAAACAUGUAACUGGCCAUAUUGAUUUUUAAAAUGAAACAAAAAUGGCAGAAAAAUCACACACAAAAAAUAUAUAUAUAUAA
This is a messenger RNA of Eupeodes corollae, 4831 nucleotides long. RefSeq names its product GATA-binding factor C-like. The record is from RefSeq and is a predicted model, not a curated record. The transcript is spliced from 9 exons. Lineage: Eukaryota; Metazoa; Arthropoda; Insecta; Diptera; Syrphidae. Gene Ontology annotation, biological process: cell fate commitment; positive regulation of transcription by RNA polymerase II; negative regulation of transcription by RNA polymerase II. Gene Ontology annotation, molecular function: zinc ion binding; DNA-binding transcription factor activity, RNA polymerase II-specific; RNA polymerase II cis-regulatory region sequence-specific DNA binding. The coding region runs from base 1185 to 2945 and encodes 586 amino acids.